AUGCGAAGUAUACAAUAUAUAGGAGCUUAUUCUAAGUUUCCACAAAUGACAAAAUGUUUUAAAACUGAAAAAAUAAUAACGGUAAAACGAUUUGUUAGUAAAUUCCCAUAUCUUUAUGGGGAAACAACAAACCAUUCGAAUAGUCAAAAUGGAAUGAAUGAAUAUAAAUCAGACAUAGAUAUUCAUAUUAAUAAUAAUAACAUGAAUAUAUUUAACGACAAAUUAAUAUUAAAUGAAAAAUUAAAAACCAAUAAAUUAUUUUCUGCAUAUACAAACAGUUACAUAAAUAAAGAAAGUGAACAUAUUUUAAUAUUAUGUCUAAAAAAAAUAAAUGAAUAUGAAAAAAAUAAAGAAAAUAUAAAAAUAAGUGUUUUUAUUUAUGAAUUACAAAAUUUAAGUAAAUCAAAAAUAAGUUUUAAUGUUUUAAAAAAUAUCAAAACAAUUAAAAAUUUUCUUGAUCAUAUAAAUAAUAAUAUACACACAGCAUCACCAUCUUUAUUAUUGUCUGUUGCUAUAAGUUAUAAAAAUAUAAAAUUAAAUAAAUAUGCAUAUUAUAAAAAUAUAUUAAAAAAUAUUUGUAAUCAUAUUAAGGUUUAUAAAAAUAAUAAAUUAACUAAAUUAUUAAAAAGUGAAGAUAAUGACCAAAAUAAUAAAGACGAUUAUCAAUAUACUAUCAAAUUGUUACAUAAAAAAAAAAAAAAUCAUAAAAUUAAUAUGUUAAAUUUGUAUACAAACCACUUAAAUAAUAGUGCCUUGUCUUAUAUAUUACAUGCAUAUUCUUCUUUAUUUAAUAUAUCAAAUUGUUAUUUGCUUUAUAUAUGUAAAUAUAUAUUACUAAAUGUUGGUAAUUUGAACUAUUUAGAUAUGCUUUCUCUUUUAUAUUUUAUGAAUAAAUCUAAUAUAAAAAUUAGUAAAUCCGAUAUAUUAUUUUGCUUAAAUAACAAUGCACUAAAUAAUAUUAACCAGAAUAAAAAUGAAACCGCUAAAAAUAAUUAUAAUAAUAAACAAUUGACACACAAAAACAACAUUAAAAAUAAUACUGAAUUGAAUAAUAGCAUAAAUAUCUUAACAAAUAAUGAAAAAAUGAUUAUACAGAAUGCAACUCAAUUAAAUAAAUCAAAUAUAAAAUAUAAUGAAUACAAAAACACAUACAUAAAAAUUCUAAGGACAAUUAUUCAUUUAAUAAAUAAAAAAACAGCAUUUAAUGAAAAUACAAAUAUAUUAAUAUUAAUAUUGUAUUAUUAUUUUAAAAUGAAUUUAGUACCUAUACAAAUAUUUUACAAAUUACAUUACAGAAUUAAAAAAAAUAUUAAAAAUGUAGACAUAAAAUAUAUAUCUUUAUAUCUCUACAUUUUAAGUAACAUUAAAUUUAAUCUUGGCUUUUAUAAAUUUAUUUACAAAUAUUUAGCCAACGUUUUUACAAACAGAACUAAAGAGUUUAACAUUUUAUCUCUUUGUCUUUCCUUUUAUUCUCUCUCAAAAAAUGAGUACUAUGAUGACAAGUUCGUUAAUUCUUGUCUUAGCUUGUUUAAAAGGCACGCUGAAAGUUUAAAUGAUGUAAAUAUCACAAAUAUUGUGUACACACUAGGGAAGUUAAAAAAAAAAGAUGAGAAAUUCUUUGAUAUAAUAUGCGAAAUUUUAACUCGAAGAAUUGAAAAUAUAUCCGCAAUAAAUUUAAGCUUGAUUAUUCAUAGUUUAUCAAAACUUCAUUACAAAAAUGAUAAGUUUUAUAAAAUUUGUGUUGAUAAAGGAAAGGAGUUGUUAUGUAGUUUUACCCCAAAACAGUUAAUCGUAUUUACCACGGGAUUGGUAAUGAAUAAUAUAUAUGACUUUGAUUUUAUGCAACUCUUUUUUAAUCAUAUUAUAUGUAUAGAUAGCAAUAGUUCUGGUAUGAAUAAUGAUAGCAAGCAAAAUGCCAAAAAAAAUAACAUGCUAAGUAUUAUAUGCUUUAGUACAGUUCUUGAAAAAGAACAUUUCAUUAAACAAUUUCCACUAUCUAUAAACACAUUUAUUUCUAAAAAUAUGAAUUUUAUUCAAUGUAAAGAAUAUACAACUAUUCAUGAUGAGAUAUUGAACAUAUUAAAUUAUUUAAAUGUAGAAAAUUUUGAAAUAUUAAAAGAAAAAAAACCUUAUAUGUUUGAUAUAUUUAUUAAAGGGGAUGGUAAAAAUAUAUAUAUCGAUAUAUUAUCACGAAAAAAAUAUUUAGCUUGUUCAGAAAAUUUAAAUGGAUUUAUGGAAUUAAAAAAAAGACAUUUAAAUUUAUUAAAUGGGAAAUAUUAUUAUUUUGACAAAGAUUCAUUUACAUCAUUAGAAUCGAUUAAUAAAAAAACUAAUUUUAUAAAAAACUUUUUACAAAAUAUAUGCUUUUACAAUUUCAAUGUUUUAAAUCAAGCCGAUGAACGAACAAAAAGAGACAUAACAAAUUUAAUAUAUUGCAAUCAAAAUGAAAAAAAAAAAAAUUUAUAUAUGGAGUUGUAUGAAAGAAAACAAGAUUAUUCUAAAGAAAAUUCAAAUUAUUCACAAAAAUAUAACAAUAGCAAUCUUAUUAAAAACAGAAAUUAUUUUUUAUUUCCAACUUAUUCGAAAAUUGAAAAUGUAGAAAAAAAUUUACAUAAAAAAAUAAAAAAUAAAAUAAAUUUUGGUGAACCGUUAAUAAAAAAACACCAAAUAUUUAUCGAUUAUGACCAAGGAAUAUUAUUAAAUCAAAGUAAAAUAAAUUUAAUAAAUAAAUCGGAUAAAGAUUUUCAAAAUAUUCAAAACAAAGAUAAUAAUCAAUACUCUUUAUUGCAUAAUGAAAAUCAUUUCUUAUUUUCAAAAAAAUUACAUGGAUUAACCAAAUUUGAGUGUGUUGAUAAAAAAUCAGGAAAAAUUGUUGUUAAAAAAAAUAAAAUAUUUUGA
Molecule: messenger RNA, 2898 nt
Organism: Plasmodium berghei ANKA
Lineage: Eukaryota; Apicomplexa; Aconoidasida; Haemosporida; Plasmodiidae
Product: heptatricopeptide repeat-containing protein, putative
Exons: 2
Coding region: 1-2898 (965 amino acids)
Source: RefSeq, a predicted model, not a curated record